CCGGGUCACGGCAGGCGUCGCUUCCGCAGCAGCAUGGCGGCCACGGAGGACGGGCAGCUGGCGGGGGACUGCGAAGGAGAGCGGCUGGAUUUCCUGCGGGACCGGCACGUGCGGUUCUUCCAGCGCUGCCUCCAGGUUUUGCCGGAGCGCUACUCUUCGCUGGAGACCAGCAGGUUGACAAUUGCAUUUUUUGCGCUCUCUGGGCUGGAUAUGUUGGAUUCCUUAGAUGUGGUGAACAAAGAUGAUAUAAUAGAGUGGAUUUACUCCCUGCAGGUCCUUCCCACAGAAGACAGGUCAAAUCUAAAUCGCUGUGGUUUCCGAGGCUCUUCAUACCUGGGUAUUCCAUUCAAUCCAUCAAAGAAUCCUGGAAUAUCUCAUCCUUAUGACAGUGGCCACAUAGCAAUGACCUACACUGGUCUUUCAUGCUUAGUUAUUCUUGGAGACGAUCUAAGCCGAGUAAAUAAAGAAGCUUGCUUAGCAGGCUUGAGAGCUCUUCAGCUGGAAGAUGGAAGUUUUUGUGCAGUACCUGAAGGCAGUGAAAAUGACAUGCGAUUUAUAUACUGUGCUUCCUGUAUUUGCUAUAUGCUCAACAAUUGGUCUGGCAUGGAUAUGAAAAAAGCCAUCAACUAUAUUAGGAGAAGUAUGUCCUAUGACAAUGGGUUGGCACAGGGAGCUGGACUUGAAUCUCAUGGAGGCUCAACUUUUUGUGGCAUUGCAUCGCUGUGUCUCAUGGGUAAACUAGAAGAAGUUUUUUCAGAAAAAGAAUUGAACAGGAUAAAGAGAUGGUGUAUAAUGAGGCAACAAAAUGGUUAUCAUGGAAGACCGAAUAAGCCUGUAGACACCUGUUAUUCUUUUUGGGUGGGAGCAACUCUAAAGCUUCUGAAAAUUUUCCAAUACACUAACUUUGAGAAAAAUAGAAAUUACAUCUUAUCAACUCAAGAUCGCCUUGUAGGGGGAUUUGCCAAGUGGCCAGAUAGUCAUCCAGAUGCUUUGCAUGCAUACUUUGGAAUUUGUGGCCUGUCUCUAAUGGAGGAAAGUGGAAUUUGUACAGUUCAUCCUGCCCUGAAUGUAAGCACACGGACUUCUGAACGCCUUCGAGAUCUCCAUCAGAGCUGGGAAAGCAAGGACUCUAAGCAGUGCUCAGAGAAUGUACACAUCUCCACAUGACUGACUUUAGACUGGGAGGGUGGGGGGAUUUGUAGCAUAACUGUAGCUCAAGGUUAAAAGCCAUGUAUAACCAAGUGUGCUCUUUUUUUAAGAGGUAGAGUCUUACAAUCAAAUCUUGUGCUGGUGUCACUUUGGAAUAUGGUCUUGAGCCAGUAAUUUGUAAUGGGUUUCAAGAAAAUCUUUGAAGUUUGAACCACAAUGGACUCUGUUAUGGUUCUUAAAUGUUUAUACUGUAUUUCUAAGAAGUUCUUUGAGGAAAAUUAACUGUGUGUAUGUAGGUUAUCUUUUUUUAAACUCUUCAGUACAAAUUAUAUCAUAUUAUAAAAUAGAAAUCUUCAAGUUUACAGUUCACAUAGCAUUGAUAAUCUUUGGAUGAACACUUAGUGAUCAUUUUAAAUGCUUGAUUGCUGAUGGUAGAAAAUUGCUUUAAGAAUUAAGUAUCUGGGAUUAUUCUUUGAAAACAAUUGAUCCCAUAAUUUUUAAAAAAGAAGAAUGAUUUAUUUUGUCUCAUUCAUAAGUGUGUGCCAAUUAAACUUGUGUGGGCUAUACCAGUAUAAGUGAAAUUAACCUCAUAGCAAGAAUGAAUAGGCUUAACUAAUACAAUAAUUUUUGUGAAGGGAGAUUGUUUUAAGAAGACUAUUAUGUAACUGAGGGAAAAGUAAUUUAACUGUAUGUGAUAGUGAAUGGAAAAGUUUUGUGCUGUUCAGAUCAUUUAUUUAGAUGUUGCUGGGGUAAAUUAACAGUUAUGUUUUACUUUAAUCUCAAAUUAUUAGUUCCUGUUUUUUUCUUUUUCUUUAUGGGGAGAAAACAGUAUUAUCUGGAAGAAAAGACAUUUAGUAGUUUUGUUUCUUUUUCUGAGAUAUGUAAUAUCAUAAUUUAUCCUAGUACUUUUAUAACAGUUAUUUUUAGCCACUUGGAUUUUAUUUUUAGUUUGUUGCCCCAUGCUUUAGCUUUUCUAAUUUCAAACUGAUAAUUUUCUAAUUUUUUCAAAUUUAAUAACUAAAAAUUUAAUUAAAAAAUAGGUCUGCUCAAGUAAAUUAAAUGGCUUAGCUCCA
Molecule: messenger RNA, 2222 nt
Organism: Eptesicus fuscus (big brown bat)
Lineage: Eukaryota; Metazoa; Chordata; Mammalia; Chiroptera; Vespertilionidae
Gene: PGGT1B
Product: protein geranylgeranyltransferase type I subunit beta
Exons: 9
Coding region: 34-1167 (377 amino acids)
Biological process (GO): protein geranylgeranylation
Cellular component (GO): CAAX-protein geranylgeranyltransferase complex
Molecular function (GO): CAAX-protein geranylgeranyltransferase activity
Source: RefSeq, a predicted model, not a curated record